AUGGGUUCAGCGCACGGAAAAAAACGGAAUCACGCGCCACUUAUUUCAUGCGCCCACUCCCUCGCGCUGGACAUUCGAGCGCCCGCGACCAACUGCCGCCAACCUCUCCGGCCGCCCCGCCCCGUGCCACCGCCGGUGAAAUUCGACCGAUGGGAGGCUGCGUCGACAUCCCCCAACCCCUCCGUCGCUGCCGCCGCCGCAAACCCUAGCGCAGGGUUGAGCUUCGGCUUCGCCGCCUGCGGUCGUCAUCCAAGCACAGGACACUGUGGAAUAGUAGAGUUGCUGCUCUCAAAAGGAAUCGAUGUGGAUUUCGAAUGUGUAUUUGGGACCCCAUUGCACGCGGCUGCUCUUCACAAGCAAGAUGACGUAGUGAAGAUUUUGUUAGAGCACCAUGCUGACCCUAAUAAGUUCUGCAAAGUUGGUGGUUAUAUACCAUUGAGCAUGGCCAUACGCCCCACACCUUCAGUUUCAUUGGAAUGCGUGAAGCUACUCAUUAAGGCUGGUGCUGCUGUGAAUUUCAUUGACUCCGCUGGUGUUGCUUGUGUGAUGGUGGCGGCGGAGUAUGGCUUACCUGGCAUCAUGAAGUGCUUAUUAGAUGCUGGUGCUAACCCCAAUGUUACAAGCAGAUUUGGUGCAACUCCAAUUGAAGUUGCUGCCCUUAAAGACAGAAGGGAAAUUGUCGAAAUGUUAUUCCCUUUGACUUCUCCUAUUCCAACGUUGCCAGAAUGGAGUAUUGAUGGUAUCAUUUCUCAUGUGAAAUCUUUUGGUUUGGAGCCGUUGGAUGAACAUCAGUAUGAAAAGAAAAAAUCUGAGCUAAAAUUGCAAGCUAUGGAUGCUUUUAAGAGAAAUGACUAUUGA
Messenger RNA from Triticum aestivum (bread wheat), 858 nucleotides. Its product is annotated as ankyrin-1-like. NCBI's taxonomy places the organism in Eukaryota, Viridiplantae, Streptophyta, Magnoliopsida, Poales, Poaceae. Bases 1 to 858 code for a protein of 285 amino acids. The record is from RefSeq and is a predicted model, not a curated record. The transcript is spliced from 6 exons. Gene Ontology annotation, molecular function: protein binding.